GGCAGCGGCGCCGGGCAGCGCAGCGGCGAGCAGCGCGGCGGGCAGCGCGGCGGCGCCAUGCUCGGCCUGGACGUGUGCGAGGCCGGCGGGCAGCUCCUGGAGCUGCUCUGGCUAGCGCUGUGCUACCGAGACAUCAUGGCGGACAAGGAGGGGGUGACGCUGUCGCUGGAGGAGGAGGAGGAGGAUGCCGACGUGGCCCUGGCAUACAGGACGCCGGCGAAAAAGAGCCUGCAGGAGAUCCAGCAGCUGGACCCGGGCGACGAGAGCCUGAGGAAGUACAAGCAGGCGCUGCUGGGGGCCAUUCCGGUGGCCGUGGAUGCCCGUGUGCCCAACGUGCAGGUGAUGAGGCUCACCUUGGUGUGCGAGCAGGCGCCAGGGCCCAUGAUCAUGGACCUGACAGGUGACCUGGAGGCGCUGCGGAGCCGGUCCUUCGUGCUGAAGGAGGGGGUGGACUACAGGGUGAAGGUGUCCUUCAAGGUCAACAGGGAGAUCGUCUGUGGCCUGAAGUGCCUGCACGUCACGUACCGCCGGGGCCGGCCGGUGGACCGCGACGUCUUCAUGGUGGGCAGCUACGCGCCGCGGGCCCAGGAGUACGAGGUGGUGACGCCGGGCGAGGAGGCGCCGCGGGGCCGCCUGGCGCGCGGCGCCUACCGCGUCCGCUCGCUGGUCACGGACGACGACAGGACGCAGCACCUCUGCUGGGAGUGGGGCCUGCGCAUCGAGAGGGACUGGGAGGGCUGAGCGCCGCCGGGGCCGCCCGCCGCCCCGCGCUCUGCAACCAAAGUUAUUUUUAACCGCUCUCGGUUUUAUUUAUUUAUCUAUCUAUUUAUUUAUUGAUUUAUUUUCCCCCCCCACCCGUUUCCUUUCUUUGUAAAAACGCGGCUGCCCGCGCCGGGCAGGCGGCGCCGCCCGCUCGCCCGGCGCCAUUAAACCGUGCAGACUCGG
Messenger RNA from Rhea pennata, 945 nucleotides. It is a transcript of the gene ARHGDIG, whose product is annotated as Rho GDP dissociation inhibitor gamma. Gene Ontology annotation, molecular function: protein binding; Rho GDP-dissociation inhibitor activity. Gene Ontology annotation, cellular component: membrane; cytoplasm; cytosol. The record is from RefSeq and is a predicted model, not a curated record. The transcript is spliced from 6 exons. The coding region runs from base 58 to 741 and encodes 227 amino acids. NCBI's taxonomy places the organism in Eukaryota, Metazoa, Chordata, Aves, Rheiformes, Rheidae. Gene Ontology annotation, biological process: Rho protein signal transduction.